Schizophyllum commune H4-8 is the source of this 610-nucleotide messenger RNA. RefSeq lists its product as uncharacterized. The coding region runs from base 204 to 458 and encodes 84 amino acids. The transcript has a single exon. NCBI's taxonomy places the organism in Eukaryota, Fungi, Basidiomycota, Agaricomycetes, Agaricales, Schizophyllaceae. The record is from RefSeq and is a predicted model, not a curated record.
CGCCUGCAUCCUUCACACGCAGACCUCCCCUUCUUACCCUCGGAGCACGAUCAUACCAGUCGCUACUGGCACUUCGGCUGACCCGCAUCGGAUGAAACAGUCGACGCGCUCCUCCGAAGAUCUGUCCCCGCACUGCUCACGGAUCCUCGCGGAGUUUUGAGCAGAUAUGCUCUGUUUUCGCAACUCCUCGAAUCUGUGUCUGGAUGUCUUACUAUCGCUUCGUCCUUGUCGAGCCAGACACGACAGUUUCCUGGCAGAGUCCAAUCGCAGAGGAAGGGGAGCGAGGCUUGUCUUUCUGUAUGGUGGUCUCUGACUGCAACAAAAUUUACUCCCUGAAACGACCUACGAAGGAGCAAGUGCAGCGACUCACCCGCCUCUUCGGAUAUGAGCCUCGAUGGACGCGAGGGUCAAGAAGGAGUGGAAGGAUUACGGGUAUAGCAAUUGACAUGAUACUAUGAACGUAUUUAUUUGUCACGUAUCUCUGCUCUGCAAGACACAUUCUCUGCUUAUGUCGGCCUCAACGCUUGCUCGAGCGUCAACGAUAUUUUGGCGUAUUUGCACCUGUGGGUCCAAGUUCAGAUGCAUCGCAGCAAUCAGCACCUCGAACUUG